UGGACACGACUUAGUGACUAAACAACAAUAUAAAGAAAUUUAUUUUAAGAAAAUGGCUCAUGUAAUUGUGUGUGUGUGCAUGAGCCCCACUGUGUCUGACUCUUUGUGAUCCCAUGGACUGUAGUGUGAAUUGUGGGGGCUGGCAAAUCCAAAAUCUGUAGGACCAGUCAGCAGGUUGGAGAGUCAGGCAGGAACGGAUGCUGCAGUCUGAAGGCAGAACUUCUCUGGAAAACCUCGGUUUUUACUCGCAGGGCCUUCAACUGGUUGGACGAGGCCCACUCAUGUUAACAAAGUCAUCUCCUUUACUUAAAGUCAGUACCUCCACAGCAGCACCUAGAUUAGUGACUGAUUAAGUCACCGGGCGCUAUAGUCCAGCAGUCCCCAGCUUUUUUGGGUACCAGUUUUGUGGAAGACAAAUUUUCUACGGACAGGGUGGGAGGUGGUUUCUGGAUGAUUAGAGUGCAUUACAUUUAUUGUGCACUUUAUUUCUAUGUAGUGGCAAUCUCAGGAUAUUCCGUCUUGAUUUUAGGGUGAGGGUUCAUGCUCCUAUGAGAAUCUAACGCUGCCACUGCUGAUCCGAGAGAAGCUGGAGAUCAGGCAGUAAUGCAGGUGACAGAGGGCGGCCGUAAACACAGAUGGAGCCUCAGUUGCUCACCUGCCGCUCAUCUCCUCCUGUGCAGCCUGGUUCCUAUGGGCCACGAAUCGGUGCCAGUCUGCGACCCGGGGAUUAGAGACCGCAGCUGUAGUCUGACACAUAAAGUGAUCAUCACAGUCACUCCCCAGAGGUGGAGAGAGGCCCUGGGCUCUGGUCCUGGAGAUGCUAAUGAUCAGCCCCCAGCCCGGGGAAGGCGGUGGUGGAGACGAAGUGUCUGCGCAGAAAGGUCUUGCCGCGAUCGGAUCGUCUCUCGGUCCCGCGCAUCUCCGCGCGUUCAGCAGGGACCCGGCCACCGGACUUUCCCCGCAGACCCGAGCGGACCACGGGGCAGACAGCCCCCGGGCGGGGGUGGGGGGAGGCCGAGGGAGCCCAGGACUGGGCGUGCGGGCCUGCGUGUGGGUCCGCGUGGACGCGCGCACGCCCCCAGUGGCCCGAGCACGCCUGCAGCCGAGGGCCCGGGGUGGGAGCCUGGAGCCGAGGCCCGGGAUGAUUUGUCGUUGCCUAAUGAGAUUAAUGAGCCCCGGGGGCUGGUAUGCGGCGGCGCUGGGGCUCUCAUUAGACGCGGAUGCUCACGGGAACGGUGGGGGGCGGGCGGGGGGCUGCGGGUCCCCGGCCAGGUGGUUUCCAUUAAUCUGUGGGCGGGGCCGGGGCCGGAGGCCGGGCGCUGGCCUUCCCCACCCACCCCCCUACUCCCCCACUCCCUGCCCUCCCGGCUCGCGCCGCCGGAGAGGAACGCGGCGCAGAGGCUGCCCGAGGGCCCCGGCAGGGAGGCUAAUGGGUCCGGGGACAGCCCUCCUGCUCGCUGCUGUAGGCCCAAGGCCUGGCACGGGGUAUGUGCUCCAUAAAUACCUAUUGGAUGAGGUCAGAGACAAGAGGGGCCCGGGGCAUGGGGGUGGGAGGGAGCCUCGGACCGUCUGGGUUUUCCUCCUGGACCCCAGGACCUCUCCCUCCCCCCCCACCCCAUCCCCGAGACAUCCUCUGUACCUGCGGGGGUGUCGCGCCCACUCCGCAGCCAGCCCUCCCCACCCCCCCUUUCUAAGGAACCCUGAAAGUCCUGGAGGGCCCGAGGGAGCUGCUCUGCGGCCUCCAAACCUAUAAUUUGGUUUUCAAACCCACAAGCAGGGAGGUCUGUGGGGGCCAGAGGGAGCCAGCUUCGUGUGCUGCCCCACCCUGUCCGAGUGUGGGUACACACUCACACACAUACACACACGCACACUCAAAUACAUACUGUCAUACAAGCGCACACACUCAAUAGUCCAGUGAGACCUAAUUUACGUGCCAUAAAGUUCACCCAUUUAAAGGGGAGGAUCCAGUGGUUUUGAGUACACUUACAGCUGUGCACUCAUCGUCAUAAUCUAAUUUUAGAACAUUUUCAUCAUCCCCUAGAGCAACCUUGAAUCAUUAGCAAUCACUGCCCCCAUCCUCCACCCGCUGUAUUUCCCAGCCCUGAGCAAACGCUGGGCUUCCCAGGUGGCUCAGUGGUAAAGAACCCGCCUGCUAAUGCAGGAGACUCUGGUUGGAUCCCUGGGUCAGGAAGAUCCCCUGGAGAAGGAAAUGGCAACCCACUCCAGUAUUCUUG
Messenger RNA from Cervus elaphus (red deer), 2234 nucleotides. Its product is annotated as translation initiation factor IF-2-like. NCBI's taxonomy places the organism in Eukaryota, Metazoa, Chordata, Mammalia, Artiodactyla, Cervidae. The transcript has 2 exons. The record is from RefSeq and is a predicted model, not a curated record. The coding region runs from base 818 to 1753 and encodes 311 amino acids.